AGCACCUCCGAAAAUCUGAUCAACUGUAUUUCACAUUACAACUAUUUUAUUAGAUAUUAUAUAGGAAUCAUUUAUUCUCUGUUAACAGUAAGUGGAAUGUUAAAAUGUUUUUAAAACAAAAUGGUUCUUCAAGAGCUGCUAUCUUCAAUAAAAAUCUUUACGCUCUUACAGUUUGGCAAGAGUAAUGUUAACGCAUCAGUUUUUGGAACAACACGAGCUAACCUCUAAAAAUACAGCAUUUACUACAGAUAUGUUUAUGUUUAACAGAACAAUGUCCACUAAUCACAAUCUUCAUUCAGUGUUGGUUCAAAGCACGUAAACAGACCUUUGAGCUGAGAUUUCUACAAACGCACUUUUCUCUUGAAGCUUCAUCUUAGUUUUGUGUGUUCCUUAUAUAUUUCCUCCUCCAAAAUAAAAGUCAACCUUUCUCUCCCAGAAAGGUUAAGUACUACUUUAAUGGAAGCGUUAGGGAAUGCGCAGGGCUGAAAUGUGAGAGUGAAUAUGUCUGUAUGCAUUUCAUUUGUAGGCUACUCUUCUUAUAUACAGUACAGACGAUGUACUGUGCGCUUGUAGCUGCCGCGAGGGACUUAACUUUACCUUUCAGGUGUGUCGCGUGGGAGCACUUCCUGUUGACCUUUGGAUAAAGCUGUUCUCGCUAUGGCUGCUGAGGAGCUGAAUAAAAUCAAAGUGAUUACAAAGUUGUCGAACCAAGCCCUACGGGAGUAUGAGGGCCUGCAGAGGAAGCAUGAGACAGCAGCCAUGGAGUGCAAGAAGCUGGAGGAGGAGAGAGAUGAGGCCAUCAAGAAGCUCAACGAGUUCCAGCAAGUUUCUCAGAUGGUCAUUGAAGAGGUCAAUGUUAUUCAGCAGAACCUGGAGAUCGAGAGGACAUGUAGAGAAAGUGCUGAAGCCCUGGCCUCCAAGUUGAACCGUCAGAAACGCUCUCUGAAGAGGAAGAGCAUGAUGCUGCUGCCCCACCUCAGCCCAGAGAUCAUCACUGAGAUCAACCUUGAUGAAGAGGAGGAGGGGAGUGAAGAGCUACAUGCAGCCAGUCAUUUCUGCCUCUCUCCCCUGUGCCAGACCACCAUCUCAGAGCAACAAUAUAAGUUGGAGAAACAUCAAGCAGUUGCUGACCUCGGUGCCGUGAGAGAACAACUGAGGAAAACCAGGGACGAUCUGCUGAAAGAGGAACACGAUAACACUGUUUUAAUUGCUGAGACAGUAAGGCAAAAGAAACUCCUGGGCAAAUAUAACAGAGUGUCUCAGUUUGCUGUGGAGGAAUAUGAGGCCUUACAGGACACCUUGAAGCUGGAGAGGGACCUGAGGACGGAGGCAGAAGGCUUUGCCACAGCGAUGAUGGUUGAGCAAACAAAGCUGAAGAGACAGAGUCAGAUCCUGAUGCAGAGCUCCUCUCCCAGUCAAGCUGUACAGGAAGCCCUCAGCCAGGUCACCAGACUGACCCAGGAUCUGGAGACACAGAGGCUGGAGCACCAGAACCAGAUAAAGCAGAUGGAGGACAGGCUGCAGAGCUGCGAGGCUCAGAGGGAGCUGAUGGCAUUGAGGCGUAAACUGGAGCUCGUGGAAGAGGAGAAAAGGGAGUACAGCGACAAAUGCUCCAAGGCUGAACAGGAGGUCAAGGAUCUGCGGUCUACAGUUGAGGAGCUCCAGAAGAAGCUGCAGGCAGUGACCAACCCGCCCCCAGCUCCAGCACCUCCACCUCCACCUCCUCCAGCCCCAGCUCCGGCCUCUAACCCACUCAGUCUGCUGUUGUCAUUGAUCCGAAAGAGAAGAGACAUCAGUACUGACAUCCCACUGGUGGUCCAGGACUCAGCCAAAGCACCAGAAACAGACAUCAGGCAGCAGGCAGUGGAGGAGAUGAUGCAUAGGAUCAAGAAAGGCGUUCAACUUCGACCUGUCGGCCAGUCACCUAAUGGAACCAGGAGACGGAUGGAGAGGCUGCCCUCUAAUUCUGCCAUUCAGGAACUCAAAGGAAUCAUGGAGAAUUUCAGUAGAACCUCCCCCCAACCAAAGGCAGUGUCUCCGUCAACAAACCACGAUGAGCAGCUGCAGAGGAUCCUGCUGAGACGACGGGGUGCACUGGAGUCCCAACACGGCGCCAGUCUCCAUUCCAUCCUCUCCCCUACUGUGUGAGGGGUGCCACCAGGCUGAGGUCGGCCCUGACGUGAGGAUCCACCCAUAAGCUGUAGACUGGAUAUGGGUGGCGGAAGAUCACAUGACGCAAAUCAUUGUCUAGCAUUUAAUUUUAUUGUGUGUGUACACAAAGCAUUUAAAAUAAUCAUUUCAGACUGUGUUGUAAGGAUUUCCAAACUUAGAAAAUAAAUGAGAGCAGUAAUGGUGGUUGUGAAUAAAGACAGAGGUUACGUAACACCUGAACUAAGAACAAGUGUGUCAUUGAUUUACAUUGAGGCCAUUUCAUUUCAGUGGAAUGAAUGCCGUGUAUCCCACACCACCUGUGCAGGGUUCAUUCAGCUCUUUUUCUAAUACUGAAGGUAAAGCCCAAUUCAUUGUUUGCACUGCGGGGAACAGUGGAGCGUUUUGCAGCCUUGAGCAUCUGCCAAAGCAAAGUAUGUUUCUGAAUUGUUCUCCCUAGCCCAGUGUUAACCUUGUAGCCUCCCCGUGAGCAAUUACAGGCCACUGUGGCAGACUUUGUUUUCACUGUUACCCUCACUCGCUCACACUUACCCCCGCCAACCUUCUUAGGCCAUGUCCCCACUACUCCGUUUCCAUUUGAAAACUCAUAUAUUUUGCAACAUUUACACUGAGCGUCCACACUACGCCG
Molecule: messenger RNA, 2797 nt
Organism: Anarrhichthys ocellatus (wolf-eel)
Lineage: Eukaryota; Metazoa; Chordata; Actinopteri; Perciformes; Anarhichadidae
Gene: shtn1
Product: shootin 1
Exons: 16
Coding region: 658-2148 (496 amino acids)
Biological process (GO): neuron projection morphogenesis; positive regulation of neuron migration
Cellular component (GO): cytoplasm; axonal growth cone; cell leading edge
Source: RefSeq, a predicted model, not a curated record